Coccomyxa subellipsoidea C-169 is the source of this 807-nucleotide messenger RNA. RefSeq lists its product as hypothetical. Lineage: Eukaryota; Viridiplantae; Chlorophyta; Trebouxiophyceae; Coccomyxaceae. The record is from RefSeq and is a predicted model, not a curated record. The annotation marks the transcript as partial. The transcript is spliced from 6 exons. Gene Ontology annotation, molecular function: rRNA (adenine-N6,N6-)-dimethyltransferase activity. Gene Ontology annotation, cellular component: mitochondrial matrix. Gene Ontology annotation, biological process: rRNA methylation.
AGGUCACUAGGCCAGAAUUUCGUCACGUCAGAGGAGGUCCUCCAGCGGAUCAUAGCAUCUGCAAAGAUAAGAAGGGGUGACAAAAUCUUGGAGAUUGGACCAGGAUUGGGAUCCUUGACAGACUGCCUCCUCGAUUGCGGGGCUUCAGUACUGGCCAUUGAGAAGGACGACGUCCUCUAUGGGCACCUACAACAGAAGUUUGCAAAGGCACAUCCCCAACCUCAUACUAAAGAGCCUGCUGUGUCUCUCAUACACAGCGAUGUUCUUUUGCUCAAGAAUAUCAGGCAGAUACUGGAUGAUUUCAAAGGGGACAGUGAACAGCCCUCUGUCAGAGUGGUGGCCAAUAUACCAUACAACAUCACUUCUGAUGUGCUGAAGAUGAUGUUGCCUUUGAAACACCAGCUUUCACAUGUGCACCUCCUACUAGAGGAUGGGGCAGCGAGGCGGUUGACUGAGGCUAGACCUGGAGACAAAGAUUACAGCAGGGCUAUAUCUGUGCUCAUCAAUUUCUAUGCCAACCCAAGAUACUCAUUCAAAGUCGGCAGGAACGCUUUCUUUCCAGAGCCGCAUGUUGACUCAGCUUUCACGGAAUUUGCGCUUGCCUCAAAGACCGACCAGCUGCAUGGCGCUGGAGAGCAAGAGUUUCUGGACUUUGUUAGUGCAGCUUUUGUAUCCAAGCGCAAAACGCUUGUGAACAACCUGAAAGUGAGGUUUUCACCGGACGCUGUAAUAAAAGAACUGACAGCUCUGAGGAUUGCGAGCACAGCUCGUGCAGAAACGUUGACCGUUGAUGACUUCUUACAGCUA